Cylicostephanus goldi is the source of this 503-nucleotide messenger RNA. The record is from the annotation of a GenBank genome assembly. NCBI's taxonomy places the organism in Eukaryota, Metazoa, Nematoda, Chromadorea, Rhabditida, Strongylidae.
AUGAUAAAGUACAUUGGCGGUUCAGCAUUAGCUAAGGCGAAACCGUUGACAAAGGAUCUAGAUGAUUUGUUGAAUAAAAGAAGGACGACAGUGCUUUUCUCGAUGGGAUCUCUUGCUCGAUCUGUGGAUAUGCCAGAUUGGUUGAAGAGAGAUGUACUAGAGACCUUCGAUUUAUUUUCUGAAGUAACAUUCAUAUGGAAGUACGAAGGCGAUGAUAUUCCUUUUGAGUCCCAUCCAAAUAUAUUUCCUAUGAAAUGGGUUCCACAGACUGAUUUGCUUGCGGAUAAACGCCUCUCGCUUUUCAUCACACACGGUGGUAUGAACUCGUUGAUAGAAGCGACGUAUCAUGGAAAGCCGCUGAUUGUGGUUCCACUGUUUGGCGACCAACAGUAUAACUCGAAACUCGUACAGAAAAGAGGCAUCGCUACAAUUAUUGAGAAAAAUCAGCUCAAUAAAAACACAUUGACGGAAGCUAUACAAGAAAUGCUUAGCAACAAGUAAUU